This is a messenger RNA of Closterium sp. Naga37s-1, 3771 nucleotides long. The record is from the annotation of a GenBank genome assembly. NCBI's taxonomy places the organism in Eukaryota, Viridiplantae, Streptophyta, Zygnematophyceae, Desmidiales, Closteriaceae.
AUGUGCGACCAUGCGCGCGACGAGGCGCGUGACGGGGCGCGAGACAGGGCGUGCGACCAGCACGCGCCAUUGGAGGUGAUCGAAAUCGGGCGCGGGGAGGCUCGAGUGGGGCAGGUGUAUCUGGUGAAGCCGCUGCUCGCGUUCCUCAUCGUCAGCCCCGAUCUGAAAUCCUCCUGGAAGAUCGUGGCCGUCGAUUCGUCGGAUCCGAUGGCUGCGGCGCUGCUGGAUUCGCGAAGCGGUUACCCUGUUUGGUUGGAGGCGAAGCUGCGCGAAAUCGUGGAGUGGCUCAAAUACUGCAAGUGUAGCACCGUGUUUGAUCCGCCCAGCACCAUCGCAGGUCGUGAGAAGCCAGCGCCCUUGCAUCGCACCAUCGCCGCCAUCAGCGCCGCCCAUGCCGCCUGGACGCACUGCCACCGCCGCCGCUGCAAGCAAACGGCCUCCGCUGCUCUCACCAACGCCAUCUCUGAAUUCGCCCGCGUGCCCUUCGCCCAACCUGCCUCCGUACCUGCCGCCGCCGCUGCUGCUGGUGGUGCUGGUGCUGGAGCUGGUGCCGGUGCCGAGCCUCUGAACCAGCAGGCUCGGAAGCAGCAAUGCGUGUUCCGAAGGCCAGGCUCGGAGUCGGGCAGGUUUGGCAUGCGAAAGAAGGAGAUUUUCAUCAAAAUUGAGGAGGAAACGGACGAUGUCAGUGGAUUCUUAACUAGAGUUGAGGACGGGGGGGAAGAGGAGCGUGCGUAUGCAAGAGAGAGUGGUGGUGGGGGAGGGGAGAGGGCGAGAGUAGGUGAGGAAGGAUGGCGGGAUGCAGAGAAGCAGAUGAAACACGAGCAGCAGCAGAAGAAGCAGUUGCAAGGCGGGUUGACGCGUUUGAAAGAGCGGUGGCAGCAGCAUCCGCAGCAGAAGCAGCAGGAGAAACAGCAGCAGGAGAAGCAGCAGCAGGGAAAACAGCAGCAGCAGCAGCAGCAGCAGCAGCAGCAGGAAGAGGGAGGUAAUUUGAAAAGAGGCUGGCGAUCCUCCUCCUCCUGUGCUCUUGAGAUUCCCACCGGCAUGCUGCUAGACUCCCCCUCUCCUGUCACUCGCUCCUCGUCUUCCCUCCUGCGUCGCCACCAGUCCCUCACUCCCCCCUCCUUGCCGCGUCCCCCAAUCCCUCCUCUCACGCCCCGCCGCCUUCUGCGUGCGUUUUCACCCUCGUCCUCCUCCUACCGCAAGCGGCCCAUGUCACAGUCGGGGGAAGUUGGCACGGAUAUGCUUCUUGACACGCAGGAAGGGCAGUUUGUGGCGCCCAGGACGCCGAAGGCACGGUCUGAUUUACCCAGAUCCGCCAAGGGAUGCAGCGGGCCACCGGGAACGCUGAGAACACCCAAAACGUCCACCACGCAGAAAAUGCCAAAGGCUCUGGAAACGGCCAACAUGGCCAACACCCCCAGAGCAUGCGGUGAGCAGCAGGUGAUGACCCCCGGGGGGCGGUCUGAUUCGGCUGUCACCCUUACGGGACUUCGUGCAUUGGUUGGAGGUUCGCCUCAGAUGCCGGAAGCGCCCAACACGGCCAACAUCCCCAGGGCACGCAGUGAGCAGCAGGUGAUGACUGCAUGGCGGCUGCUUGGUGCUGAUGCCGAUGCCACCCCUACUACAGGACGCUGUGCGCUGUUUCAAGGUUCUCCGCAGACAGUGGAAACGCCCGGCACGGCUAUUACCAUCCCCGAGGCACGCAGUGAGCAGCAGGUGAUGACAGCGUGGCGGCUGCUCGGUGCUGCUGAUGCCACCCCAUGGCUCAAUGCCGUGCCGCACGGAGACCGCGUGGGCCGCAGUGCACUGGCUCAAGGUUCUCCUCAGACGCUGCUCUCACCAACGGGUGGUAGGAGUGGCAGGGAAGGGUGUGAUGUUGGUGGUGAGGAGGGGAGUGGGGUGAGGAGCGGAGCGAGAAGGCAGCUGUGGGCGGCGGCUGGUGAGGGCUCAUUGGAUGUGAGCAGUGAUAGGGAUGAUAGGAUUGAUAGGAGUUCCAAAAGUUGUAGGAGUGACAGGGAAGGGUUUGGUAGUAAGGGAAGUGGGAGGAGGGCAGCCGCAGGAGCAAGGGGGCAGCUGCAGGUGGUGGGUGAUGAGGGCUCAUUGGAUGUGAGCUGUGAUAAGAGUGGUAGGGAGGAAGAGAGGGAGAACGGGGAUGGGGGGAAGCAUAAGGACAAGGAGAACGAGGAGGAGGAGAACGAGGAGGAGGAGGAGGAGGAGGAGGAGGAGGAGGAGGAGGAGGAGGAGGAGGAGGAGGAGGAGGAGGAGGAGGAGGAGGAGGAGGAGGUUGGUGAUGGGUGUGCUUAUAGCGAAGCCCUUGCUGACUGUGUGUACAGUGAUGAUCCUUCAUCGAAUGGGGAUGAUGUGUCGGUGAAUGCUCUCGAGGAAGAUACUCACAGCAGGGAUUACUGGAGCACUACAGACGACUCCUCGCGAGAAGCAGCAGCAGCUUCAGCAGCAGGAGCAGCAGCAGCAGCAGCAGCAGCAGCAAAAGAAAUGGCAGAAGAAACAGAAGAAGCAGCAGACGAAGGGGAGGGAGGGAAGGAGGGGCAGGAGUCACUUGAGUCUCGCUUGAGGCGAUGGCAUGAGAGCAUGGGUGUAUCAUGUACCCUCUCCCUGCCUCUCGAUGCCUCCUUGCAUCCCCCAUCCCCUUUGCAUCCUACCCCCGCCGGCCUCUUUCUCCCCAGCCUGCCCCACUGGACCAAGCGGUCGCUCCCUCGCUCGCUGCGCAUCUCCCGCUCGCUGCUCUCCUUUCAAGAGAGCGCCCUGCUGGAGCAUUGCCAGGAGACCACUCUUUUGCAUGGCAUGGGCGGUGGAUGGAAGGAUGGGGGAAAGCACAGGGAACUUGAUAGGGAAAGUGAUAGGGAAAGUGAUGGGGAGAACGAGCUUUGGAGUGAGAUGAAUGAGGAGAGCAACGAGGGGAGCAGUGAGGAGAGGAAUGAGAACAGGAAAGGGGGUAGGAGUGUGCGAGUGAAGAGUGAGAGCUUCUUGCUGUCAGCAGCAGCGGCGGCGGUGGCAGCGCCAGUGUCCCCCGGAGAGUCCAUCCGGGCGGCUGUGGCCGUCUAUUCCGCCUCGAGGGAGUUAUGGCGGCCUCCUUGUAUACCCAAGCCUGUGAAACAAGCCAAGCUGUGCCUUCCCAGGUACUCCCCGCCUGUGCCUCUUAUUGGGCUGGAGAAGCUAAUGGAGGGCGCAGCAGGGGGAGGUGGGACUGGUGGUUUUUCUGGGUCUGGUGGGGUUAGUGGUUGGAGUUUGGGGACAGGGUGGUGGGGUGUGGGAGGAGAGACAGGAGAGGAGGGGAGGGAGAGGAAGGAGGAGGCAGGAGAGGCAGGGUGGCUGGGGUUUGAAGGGUUGGCAGAUGUGGCAAGGGGGAUUAUGUGGGGGGGAGGAGGCGAUGGAGGUGAAGAGGGGGGGAAGGAGGGGGGGAAGCAGGGGGGGAAGGAGGGGGGGAAGGAGCGGGGUUUGGAUGAGGGUGUAGUAGAGAACAUUCUGGAAGAUUCAGUGAGAGGAGAAGAGGAGACAGGCAUGGGAGGAGGCGGCGGUGCUGCUGGCGGUUACCCUAACGUCUGGGCGUUAACCGGCGGGUGGUACUGCGACCCGAAAUACUGGCGUCGCAACACCGCGUUCGCCUUGGCCGGCAUCUUUGCCGUUUGCGUUCCGAUCGCCCUGACGUCAGCACGGCUCGAGCAACGGCCGAUUGCCCCGAGCCGCGCCAUUCCCUCCCAGAUGUGGUGCUCCAACUUCCCAUCCGAAGCAAAACAAGCAUCGGAGGAGUGA